This is a messenger RNA of Amoebophrya sp. A25, 4119 nucleotides long. The record is from the annotation of a GenBank genome assembly. Lineage: Eukaryota; Dinophyceae; Syndiniales; Amoebophryaceae.
CUUGCUACUGCUAUUGCUAGCACCCUUGUUUCAUACACAACCACCUUGAACUGCUUUUCACCUAACGAACGAAUAUCUGAUAUUGCUAGGAUCGCAUACGUGGAUUGAGUCUAUAAUUUCUGAGGUAUACUUUUUCAUCUUGUUGAUCUACAACGGUCACAGCAGAGCAUCUCAAAAUGGUACAAGCAGGUGUGCGGCGACGUGGGCCGCGAGCGGCCAAGCCGUCCUCCAAGCGACAGGAGGCUGAAUCGCAGCUUGCAAAAAAUGAACAAAUCCCUGAAAGCGCUGCAGCGUCGUCUGCCCAAGAGCAGGAAGCAGAUGAGUCCGCUGCUGUCCCAGAGGAGGACGAGAAGAAAGUUCUCUACAAGGGGAGCCGGACAGUUAUGUUUUCUUGUUCGAUUACUUAUACUCCAUUGCAAGAAAAAAUGCUGCUAUCAGCCGUUUGCGUAGUCGUAGCGUUUGGCCGUUGUGCUUCAGGCUUCCGGCGGGGUAAUUGCGUGGAACUAUAGCGGGAAAUUGUAGACCCAGGCACCAAAAAAAAAAAAUCGUAUUGGUGGCCGCGUGAGUGAAUGAACGAAUUUCUGACUUUUCUUGUCCACCUUACAUGGUUCGCUCUCGUUCGUAGAGAAUGAAGGAACAGUACCUUGUUUCCCCUGAUGUUCCAACAAGCUCGUCUCAAAUACGCUCUAAUACAACCCUUCGCGUGUACCGAGGCGCGCAGCGACACUGCCCGCGCCUGUUAGGAGCUUUUUUGACCAUGCAGAGAUACGCGACAAAGAAACGAAGGACAGCGAGAAAAAUGGUGGAGAAAGUAUGGCAAUCGUAUCACAGACACCCCAUUGGACACUGUCACCUUCUCCUGAAUCAUGUUCUAUCCUAAAUUAGAUAUAGGCCUAGCCACAACUUGUUCAGAGUGCGUAUUACAUUGCAUCCUUUGCCUUGACAGCUCAAGCAUCCUUUCCUCAGUAUCCAAACUGACAUUGGCUCUCUUCAUUCCUUGCGCGAGAGGCGACCAAGAAAAAAGCAGGAGAGAUUGUGCAGUGGACUCGCAAGUGCAAAAAGCCGCUGACCUCAUGGCUGGCUUUGUUUUUAAGGCAGGAGGACUUUUUUAAUAGUUGAAAGAAACUAGAACUACUUACUGGGACAACUUCAUCGUCGAUUUCGAAGGGAAUUUCGAUUUUCGAUUAUCGAUUAUUCAAAAGAACCGCUGAGUCUGAGGGCGCUGAUAUCUCACAUGCUGAGCAACAUCCUUUUCUAAAUUUCGUGCAACUUGCAUCCAUGGUUGUGGUAUUCGGCUCCUUCCACACCCUAGUAAACGCAGAAUUUGAGACGGAGGUAGUGCCUGCUACUCCAGUUUCCGACGGAUUGCUAAAAGACGCACAGGUACUGCUUUUUGCAUCUGUUCUAAGAUUUGGUGAAAAUUCGACUUGUUGGUUUUCAAAAUUUAGGAAAUGAAAGCUGGUUUCUUGGGCAGAGUUGCUUUUCAGUAGAAAAAAAAAUCCUGUCAACGGUAUUUGCCUCACUUUUUCAGCAUCAAAAAAUAUCGUGAUGUCCAACACAACCACCACCCACUCAAAAGAUCCUCGAAGAAAAGGAGUUUUCCUUGGUGUCAUUGGCGGUUUCUGCGAUGUUGUUAGGAUCAUUUGCCUUCAUGAUGGCGAUGUUCUACCUCGUCAAUCACCCUGACGAGGAUAUGAAACGAUACUCGUGGCAAGUUAUCUCAGCAACCGUAUCGAUCUUUAUCGCAGUGCUGACUUUUCAGGUACUUGGACUUACAGUCCUUUCUUUGUUACACUUGUUUUUGGAUGGGUGGGUAGCGAAAGGGUAUAGUCCAGUUGGAAAGUUGGAUUUGUGACCUUUCCUAGAACUUUGUGGAUUCAAGAUUCAAUGUGAAGCAAACGGCCGAUGAUGGCAGUUCAUGAAUGAACACAUCCUUCUUGACAUUCUCUCUUGCCCACCCAUACAUCACUUGACCAAUACAUUGUGGAUUCAAUGUGAAGCAAACAUCACUUGACCAAUACAGGGUCUCGACAACACUCUCGUAAAUUCCUUGAUUGCUGAGGACAAGAAGGGAGGAGCCGCACAUGUGGUUUUGGAUUUCGCCCAGCAGUUCGCUUGGUUCUGGAUCCUGCAAUUCGCGUUAGGAAAAAGCACAGGAGCGCUUAGUAUCAAGAAUAGUACUUUGCUUCUAUUAUAUCCAAGACCAAGAUGCUCAUGUUGAUGUUCUUGCUAUAAGUAAUACUGGUAAGAACGAGAUCAUGCCUCUUCAAAUCUUAAACCCUGUUGACUAACAAACAGACUCCAACGAAGACGAGCCUUCGGACUUGGAGGAGAUUUGGAUUACGGAGGAGGAGAAGGAGGACAUUGAGCUGCUAGUGAUGUUCUGGGGAACACUGAUUGCUCACAUCAACGGCUUCGCAGCCAUCAAUUCGUUCUCGGACGUUCAGCAGUUGCACUUUUUCUUACGACUUCUUCCCCAAAUGAUAGAUUUUUUCGUAUGACAUCAAUCAUCCGUUGAUGGAGGGUCUCUCAAGAGAAAGUGAGGACCACGAAGUGUCUCAUUCGGAAGUGUCUCAGUAGCUCAGAGAAAGAUAAAUACAUGCAAAUGGAAAGUGAAAGAAUGAACAACGGCACCCCCACCUCCCUGCAACCGGACAAUUCCCCCUUUCCCCACAACUGUACGUACCCCGAGACUGGGUAGAUUAUUAUUAUUAUUCUCCACCUCUCUGUCUCAACAGGAUGAAGAAUUCCCUCCACCCCACCUCUAAUUUGGAGUCAGUCUUCUUGGCAUUCCCUGCUAGCCGUUCCGUUGGCUUUUUUUGUGGUAGUAGGCAUGUUCCAACUUCUCGACACGUACAGAGAACGAUUGGCGUUGAUGGAUGGGCAUAAGGAUGAUAGAGAAUACAUGUGGGACGCGGAAGCUGAGGAGUGCGAAAAUGAUGUGGCUGGUAUCUUCUGUACGACUUAGAAGACAGUGUAUGGGGCUAGCGUAUAUUAGAUUGAUUAUAGUGCUACAACUGUAAAUGGCUUGCUGGAGCUACUUCGGAUCCAGAAUACAUGAUCCAUUUUUGUUUGGUUCAUUCCUUUUCUUAGAUAGGUUUCGCGAGAUUCAUGUUAUAGAUACAUUUACUUACUCUUUGUGGACGAGGAAAUACUAAGAAUACUACGCACUAGUUUAACCUCAACACUACACUAAGAAUACUACGCAGUAGUUUAACCUCAACACACUAGGAAUACUACGCACUAGUUUAACCUCAACACAUCAUAGUCUACAACCUUCAUUAACACUACGCAGUUUAACCUUCAGGCCGAUAGAAAGAAUUUUUCCGCACGAAUAUGAUUGCAACAUGCAUAUACCUUUUCUAAGGCAAAAACCAAAAGCCAAACCAUAAAGUGAGUGUUAAAAGAUACUCUGCUUCUAUCAUAUUACCUAUACCGCACCCACCUGUCAAUAGGUUCUCUCCCCGAUCCCUCCCACGCACAGGUCUUUGCCUUUCUUUUCUUACCGCGCAGUCGGCGACUUAUUUCGUGGUUGGCUACAUUCCUUCCGCUGAAGGGGAGAUCACCGACUACGCAGCCUUGACCUCAACGCAGUACGUCGAGCUGGCCGUGUGGUGCGUCGCUUUUAUGGCCUGCAGCGCUGCUGUGACACGGUUGACGUCGAUUCUGCAACCGGAGGAAGAAACCUUGGAGGAACGCUUGCUUGGCGUGUUGAACAACUGGUCCUGCAUGUCCUUCUCCUGGAGCACGCUGAUGCUCUUCCGGUAUAGAUAAACCAAAUGAUAUUGUCUCCUGGAGCACGCUGAUGCUCUUUUGGUAUAGAUAAACCAAAUGAUAUUGUUUUUGUUGUGACCUUUGGUAACUAUGCAUAAGUGAUAUUAAGGGUUUCGGAAUUGCAUUCCUCAUAACCAUCCCUGACUCUUUUCCUAGUAGAAGAGAGGCCAGCGAUGUUCUGAAGAAUGUAAUUAUGUCACCUCUAAUCAUGACAAGUGCAUGCGAUUCUCCCUUUGCACGCACCUUGUGGUCUUCAGCAUCGUUUGUUCUCUCGAUCUUUUUGCUCGGCCAAAUCGAUAUGUUCCUAAUUACAUAAAACCUUCAGAUGGUGCGCGUUCGCUGUAG